Molecule: messenger RNA, 3904 nt
Organism: Triplophysa rosa
Lineage: Eukaryota; Metazoa; Chordata; Actinopteri; Cypriniformes; Nemacheilidae
Gene: lrrc8da
Product: leucine rich repeat containing 8 VRAC subunit Da
Exons: 2
Molecular function (GO): protein binding
Source: RefSeq, a predicted model, not a curated record
AUAACGACAAGUCGGAGCAGGUCGGACAAAGCGUCGCAUAUUUCAAACCUCUCGCCGAGCACAAACUUUGUGGGUAGUACAGUUCAUUGACGGACACUUAUGGGGUUUCAAUAAAGAUACUGUGCUGAAAAGGUCGUUUAUGCAUUUGACCAUGUUUUCUCCUCAAGGAUAACUUUGUCGAUAAAUCCACCGUCUACAGCGGCAGCCCGUACUCUUCCAUAUGAGUGAAAAACGUUAGCAGAAGUAAGAUGUUCAGUCUCACCGAAGUUGCCUCCCUUAAUGAUAUCCAACCAACCUACCGUAUUCUGAAACCAUGGUGGGAUGUAUUCAUGGAUUAUAUUGGGAUAGUAAUGCUGAUGGUAGCAAUCUUUUCUGGGACCACGCAACUAACCAAAGACCAAGUGGCGUGUCUUCCCAUUCUGGAGCAAAGGGGGAGAUCGCAGAGCACAGGCCCUGGCAUGAAGCUAACUCCUGAGACCUCCACUACAGUUGUCGGCACUUCACUCUCAACAACUAAAGAUCUUCCUGACAGCGUUGCACAUGAAAUCCAAAGCACCCAACCUACUCUCUUAAAGGCGGCGAGUGAAUCUACCGAACUCCAAGCCAGAGGACGUAAAACAAACCUCGAUUAUCAGCAGUAUAUUUUUGUCAACCAAAUGUGCUACCAUGUCGCCUUACCGUGGUAUUCCAAAUAUUUUCCUUACCUUGCACUCAUACACACCAUAGUGCUGAUGGUGAGCAGCAAUUUUUGGUUCAAGUACCCCAAGACCAGCUCGAAGAUCGAACACUUCGUUUCCAUUUUGGGCCGGUGUUUUGAAUCGCCAUGGACAACGAAAGCUUUGUCUGAAACGGCUUGAGAGGAUUCCGAGGAAAACAAGCAGAGGUUCACAGGUGGUUCGGUUUACCACAAACAAGUGUCCUCAGAUGUGAAAGAGGACAGCAGUCAGUCUACUCCUUUGAUCGAAAGUCCUACCGUGCAUUUUCCAACAGAAAGGCUCAUGGCGGAAGCCCCCAGCCUGACCAUCUUGGACAAAAAAGACGGAGAACAGGCCAAGGCUCUUUUUGAGAAAGUGAGAAAAUUUCGAGCUCACAUAGAAGAUAGUGACUUCAUCUAUAAACUCUACGUGGCUCAAACAAUGAUAAAAGCAGUUAAGGUUGUAUUAAUCUUGAGCUAUACAUCAACCUUUGCAUCAAAGAUCGAAUUCCGCCAUGUUUGUGAACCUAAAAUCGAACAAUUGACAGGUUAUGAUCAAUUCUUCUGCACACACAACAUGGCAUUCAUGUUGAAGAAACUCCUCUUCACUUUCAUGGCUAUGAUAUCUCUCUAUGGACUGGUGUGUUUGUACACGCUGUACUGGCUAUUCAGGAGGCCUCUUAAAGAGUACUCAUUUGAGAAAGUCAGAGAGGAGAGUAGCUUUAGUGAUAUUCCUGACGUAAAAAAUGACUUUGCAUUUCUUCUCCAUAUGGUAGACCAAUAUGAUCAGCUGUACUCCAAACGUUUCGGCGUAUUUCUCUCGGAGGUGAGUGAAAACAGACUACGAGAAAUUAGCCUGAACCACGAGUGGACGUAUGAAAAAUUGCGUCAGCACGUGACGUGCAAUGCCCAAGAUAAACCAGAGCUUCACCUCUUCAUGCUGUCAGGCAUUCCUAACGCUGUAUUUGACCUCACUGACCUAGACGUCCUCAAAUUAGAGCUCAUUCCUGACGUCAGGAUUACAGCCAAAGUUUCUCAAAUGACUAAUCUACAGGAACUGCAUCUGUAUCACUGCACUGCUAAAGUUGAACAGACCGCUAUCAAUUUCCUCCGAGACCAUCUGCGAUGUCUUCACGUGAAGUUUACCGACGUUGGAGAAAUUCCGCCAUGGAUUUAUCUGUUGAGGAACCUCAGGGAAAUGAACUUAUUUGGUAACUUAAACUCUGAACACAACAAGAUGAUUGGCUUGGAAUCGCUUAGAGAUCUGAGGAACCUCAAGACACUGUAUCUCAAAAGCAACCUCAACAAAAUACCCUCAUAUCUUACAGAUCUGUCACCACAUCUCAUCAAACUGGUCAUACAUAACGAUGGAACCAAGUUAUUGGUACUAAACAGUCUCAAAAAGAUGACAAGCCUGGUGGAUCUGGAACUGCAUAACUGUGAGUUGGAGAGGAUCCCUCACGCCAUCUUCAGCUUGACUAACUUGCAAGAACUGGAUUUGAAAACAAACAACAUCCGGACCAUCGAAGAGGUCAUUAGCUUUCAGCACUUGAGGAGAUUGUCCUGCCUGAAGUUGUGGCACAACAAGAUCAUUGCUAUUCCACCAUCUAUAGGCCUUGUAAAGAGUCUGGAGUCGCUGAUUAUGUGUCACAAUAAAUUGGAGAACCUUCCUCCAUCUCUGUUUCAUCUUCCCAAACUGAGACACAUAGACCUCAGCCACAAUUCAAUCUCAAGCAUACCAGCUGAGGUAGGACACCUUCAGAACCUUCAACAUUUUGCCAUCACAGGAAACAAGGUAGAGGUCCUUCCCACUCAACUGUUUAAAUGUACCAAACUGAAAGUUUUAAGUGUGGGCAACAACAGCAUCACGUCCGUCCCCGAAUCGAUCGGGCAGUUAGAACAGCUGUCACAGCUUGAGUUAAAAGGAAACUGUUUAGACUCCCUUCCAGUCCAGCUUGGCCAGUGCCGCCUUCUUCGCAAGAAUCUUCUCUUAGUGGAGGAUCAUCUUUUUGACACACUGCCUCUUGAGGUAAAGGAAAGUAUCAGUACAGACUGAUUGAGACAUUAACAAAUGGGCCUCAUUGGCAGGAAGCAAAACACUUGUGUGGCAAAAUAUAACAGGAACAUUGCAUAAAACAGGUUUGUGUUUGCUUAAGAUUGCCUACUACAGACUAAAGUAAGUUGCUUUGUAAGUUUGCCUGUUCAUCCAUACUGUUUUUAUGCACAUUUAUAUUACCACAUUUAUUAUGCAGUAUUGAUGCGUUUUUUUAGUUAGAUUUUUUUUAGGCUGAUUAUUUGUUUAUUACUUCUGAAAUCGUAUUUAAAAAUAUUGUUAACUCUUAGUUUAGUGUAGUAGUAGACUUCCAAACUGCUUUAUUUGAAAGAACAUGGGACUGUUAUAUCCCACUUGUUACUGUAAGCACAUGAUGCACAUCAACUGAGUUUUAUUAACCGAGUGACAAUGAUAAAAAUGUUCCAUGUUGAAAGUAAAAAAAAUGUUGUUACAAUAUUGUAUUAUGAUUUGUUGAAUUUGCAGCACUUCUCAACAUUUUAUACAAUUAUAAAGACAUGAUCUGACAUGAGGAGAGGCAUGAUGAAUGUUUAACUUUGCUGUUUUGCAAUAUUGCAUCACACUGUUGAGUGUGAAGAUAUGUUUUUCUUUUGUUGAGUCUUUGCUGUUUCCAUUUGUACUUUGCUGAUAAGAGACAUAUCAGGGACCGAGGCCUGGCAGAAGGGAGGAUGAACACCCUGCACUUCUUUUGAUUGGAACCACAGUGAUAUUUUAAAGCUGCCUGGGCUUUACUGGCCCUGCUGUAUGUAUCUUAGAUGAUGUCACAUGCAUGCCAUAAAAACAGCCUUUGAAAGUCUGCUGUAAUUAUUAAUGCCUUCAUAUUUUUUUAAAUGUCAUUAAAUGUUGUGUGAACUAGGUGCUUAUGUUACCGUGUUUUAAGAAGUAACAGAUUACCCUUCAGUUUGACUGAUAUAAGAUUCAAUUUAAUUGUUUGAAUGUUGUUUUUCUGUAUUGCUUUCAACUGGUGGGUCACAACACAAAAAAAUGGGUCGCAGAUCUGAUUUGCUUGGCUCACAGAUAUGCAAAUAAUAAUAUGCAACUACAUAAUCCUAAAAGUGCAAGAUUUCAUAUUUAUUUAGUGUCAUGUAAUUAGCUUGUUGUCUAGCGUAUGCAGUUCAUAAUAAAAAUAAAUUUGUAUG